Messenger RNA from Monascus purpureus, 827 nucleotides. Lineage: Eukaryota; Fungi; Ascomycota; Eurotiomycetes; Eurotiales; Aspergillaceae. The record is from the annotation of a GenBank genome assembly.
CUACACUUCACGUAAGGAACGACAUUAUACAUAUUCGUGCGUACCGAGAAAUUGAUGAGAUCAAUGGCUCUCAACCUCUUCUCUUCGUCCUCCCUUCGGGUUUUCAAGCCAAGCGUCGGAUGGCUGUCUGUCUGCCGAUGGAGCUCGACGACCUCUUAUCAACAGCCUACCUCUGACCGUAAUAGGAACCCAACACUACGCCCUCGUCGCCGAGUACCGAACCGGCAAAGAUUUAUUGAGGAUCAAAGGGCCCAGGGAGAGAGCAAGGCUCUAGAGAGGUUCAUUACUCGCGAGUGGAAGGCGGGAGAUAUUUACGCCCCUCAUGAUCUCAGUGCGGCAGAAAUGAAGAAGUGGAAACGGAGUCGUGGCCCAUCUAGGGACAUUUUUGAUGCCGUCAACGUGAACCCGUUAGACCUAUAUAAGAAUUUUGCCGUCAUGUCCGAAUAUAUGACAAGUAUGGGACGUAUUAAACAUCGACGUGAUACUGGCCUGCGACCUGUGAACCAGCGGAAAAUUGCCAAAGCCAUUCGGAGGGCUAUUGGUGUUGGACUCAUGCCGAGCGUUCACAGACAUCCGGAAAUUUUGGCAGCAGAGGCAAGGUCGAGAAUGGAGUCAUUAUAAAUCAGGAAUUGAUUCAUAUCAUAUCGGUGCAUUUAGACACAAUGGAUAUCGGAUGGAGGCGCAGGAAUCCUUUUCUUUUUGCUACCGUCCUCAAAUGUGAAUAAAAGGACAAUGUAUGUACUAUUAUUACCUAUUUCUGUACACUGGUUAUUAGCGACUCUUGCUCCUACCUAGUAGAACGCUGUCCGAAUGAGCAAUGGAUACUA